Geodia barretti is the source of this 997-nucleotide messenger RNA. The record is from the annotation of a GenBank genome assembly. Lineage: Eukaryota; Metazoa; Porifera; Demospongiae; Tetractinellida; Geodiidae.
AUGCGGUGGACACUAACAACAACUUGUGAGCCGGGACGCCGAAGUGCGUACAGUGAAGACCUUAGAUGGCGUAUUGUAUGGCAGAGAGAAGUGUUGGGCUACAAAUAUUACUACUUACUAGCUACCUGCAAAAUAUGGCAGGUCGCCAGCAAUCUCAAUGCGCAAUCCACCCCGAACCCCCCAAAUUCUACGAAGCCUUUUCGUAGAGGUGCAGGCAUGCAUUUUUAUAAAUUCUGGCCGCGCUACAGAGCGCAGUUUUUGCUAAGAAAAAAGACGUUCGUUUGAAGCAGUAGAAGAUCGAGGCAGCAUCGGAUCGCAGUGCCGCCAUGUGUAUCGCCUCCAAUAUAAUGCUGCUGCUGCUCUUCAGCGCAUGCUGCGCAUAUGCUUAUUCGAAUGGCGCCCAGCUGGCGGCUUGCAACACUCUGACACCGCUACACGAAAACUCUACUUCCCAAAUAAGCCGGGUACCUUUUACCAUUGAUCUUGAUCAGUUUGAAGUAAAUGGAAUCUACCAAUACACUCCAAGCAAGGAAUAUACACUGACCAUCUCUGGCCCAGAAGAUGAUUAUUUUAAGGGGUUCUUUGUCCAGUCUCGUCUCAUGAGCGACGACACUACUCGAGUCGGAGUUUUUGCUGCGACAGACCCCAAUUCGCGUCUUAGUUCAUGUCCUAAAGAAACGGAUGGCGUUACCCACAGGGAAGAAAUGGAGUUCAAAAGCAUGGAAAUGGGGUGGACGGCUCCACCUGCCGGUACCGGACCUAUUCGUUUUGCAUUUGCAAUUGUUCAUGAGUUUGACGAAUUCUGGGCUGAUCAGCGAACUGAGAUGCUGGAAGAAGGGCCAGCCACAUCAAAAGCUUCAGGUGUGACAGUGUCAGUGCUGGUGCUCCUGUUGCUUGCUGUGCUGGCCUCACUCCAGUUCUGAGCCCAUUAGAGAUGGAACUCUGCAAUGAUCAGUAUAAUAGCUAGUGCACUGCUGUGAUAAAAAAAAACCUUGUA